UUCUACUUCAUCUUUAGGUGCUAGCUCUUCCUCUUCACCUCACCGGAAAACAUUAAAAAAAAAAAAAUGGUAGGAAUCCAAGCCAUUCAAAGGCCGGAGAAGCCUCUUGGUCCGGCUGCCAUCCUUGCCCUCGCCACUGCCAAUCCAUCCAACGUGGUCGACCAAAGCACCUUCGCCGACUACUACUUCCGCAUCACCAAAAAUGAAGAUAAACUAGCUCUCAAAGAGAAGUUCCAACGCAUUUCCGCCAAGACAACUGUGAGGAAGAGACAUAUCCAUCUAACUGAAGAAAUACUAAAAGAAAACCCAAACAUGUGCGAGUACAUGGCACCAUCACUGGACGCACGACAGGGGAUACUAAUCUCCGCCGUGCCUAACCUCGCCAGAGAUGCUGCCGAGAAAGCACUAAACGAAUGGGGCCAGCCACGAGAUGGAAUCACACACAUGAUCUUCUGUACCAUGACCGGUGCUGACAUGCCCGGGGCUGACUACAGACUGCUCAAGCUCCUCGAUCUCAAACCCAAUGUAAAACGUCUCAUGUUCUACCACCUCGGGUGCUACGCCGGCGGCACAGCCCUCCGUGUAGCAAAAGACCUCGCUGAAAACAACAAGAACGCCCGUGUGCUCGUUGUAUGCACAGAGAUCAGUGUUCACAAUUUCCGUGGCCCUGAAGAGACCAAUUACCAUAACCUCUGCGGACAAGCUAUUUUCGGUGACGGCGCAGCUGCACUGAUUAUCGGAGCUGAUCCGGUCAUUCCUGUAGAAAAACCUUUGUAUGAAAUAGUAUCAGCUAUGCAGGUUAUACUCCCCGGGAGCGAAGGCGCUGUUGAAGGACAUCUAAAAGAAGUUGGCCUGACUUUUCAUUCGACUUCACGAUUGCCGGAUAUCAUAGCAAAGAACUUAGAGCCAAGCUUGAAGGAAGCUUUUAAACCGUUGGGGAUCUCUGACUGGAAUGAGCUGUUCUGGUUGGCUCAUCCAGGAGGGCCGGGCGUGCUGGAUAGAGUGGCGGCAGAGCUCAGGUUGGGACCGAACAAGCUUGAUGAUUCCAGGCAUGUGCUGAGAGAGUAUGGGAACAUGUCAAGCACCACCGUGUUGUUUAUUAUGGAUGAGAUGAGACGACGAUCGGUGGCGGAGAAGAAGGAGACUACCGGAGAUGGGCUUGAGUGGGGAGUUCUUUAUGGGUUUGGUCCUGGACUCACAGUGGAGAUGGUGGUGCUGCAUGGUCUUCCUAUUUGAUUGAUUAGGGUUUUUGCAUGGGAUGAUGCAUGCUUGCAUGUGGGUUUGUUUUAUCUUUUAUUUUAUUUAUAGCUGUUAAUUAUGGGUUUGUCUCUUUGGCUUUUUUUAUUUAUUUAUUGAAAGUGUAAUACAUAAUAUACACGCGUUCUCACGUGAGUUAUAUGUGUUAUAAUAACCAAGGUUAAUUA
This is a messenger RNA of Dioscorea cayenensis subsp. rotundata (Guinea yam), 1424 nucleotides long. Its product is annotated as chalcone synthase-like. Bases 67 to 1236 code for a protein of 389 amino acids. The record is from RefSeq and is a predicted model, not a curated record. NCBI's taxonomy places the organism in Eukaryota, Viridiplantae, Streptophyta, Magnoliopsida, Dioscoreales, Dioscoreaceae. The transcript is spliced from 2 exons. Gene Ontology annotation, biological process: polyketide biosynthetic process. Gene Ontology annotation, molecular function: acyltransferase activity, transferring groups other than amino-acyl groups.